Nannochloropsis gaditana CCMP526 is the source of this 594-nucleotide messenger RNA. RefSeq names its product proteasome component c11. The transcript has a single exon. The annotation marks the transcript as partial. The record is from RefSeq and is a predicted model, not a curated record. Gene Ontology annotation, cellular component: proteasome core complex.
UGGCGGGCUGGGAGGAGGUGGGGACCGGGACGGGUGCGAUGAUGGAGGAGGAGGGAGGGCCCACGUGGGAGAGGGCAGCAGGAGGGGGGAAGGAGGAGGAGGGAAGGAAUGGUGCGGAAGGUAAGCGCGAGGGUCGCCAAAAGAUGGGAAGGCCCUCUUUGUAUUGGCUGGAUUCCUUGGGGGCGUUGCAAAAACUUCCCUACGCCGCCCAUGGCGAAGCCUCCGUCUUCUUGACCGGCCUCCUGGAUCAGCAAUAUCAUCAAUUAGAGGAUGAAGAGGGGAAAAGAGGAGGUGGAAAAAGACUUCCGUCGAUGGAAGAGGCGUUGGGGAUAUUAGACUCGUGCUACCAGGAGAUGGAAAAGCGCUUUUUGGUUAACGCGGGAGGGGGUUUUGAAGUGAAGGUGGUUGACAGCAAAGGAGUGAGGAGGUUAAACGUGCCUCCGGGGGCCGGGCCAGGACGGGGGCACAAACAAAAAUGUGAUGAGAGAGGGUUCGGUCAAGGGAAAGCAGGGGAGAGACUUCCUCAUACACGGGUGUCAGGUCCAAUGGGGAAAAUAUAGGGAGAUGUAGUGUAAAUAAUUUGGUAGCGCUGUG